AUGCAUCUGAAGAAGCUGGCUUUGGGUUCCAAUCGCUUCAAGACGUUCCCGAUGUCAGUGCUUGAACUUUCGGAGCUGGAGGAGUUGAUGUUGCAGCAUAACCAUCUAUCAGAGAUCCCUGCCGGUAUUCAGCGCUUGAAACGGCUCCGGAGGCUGAAUCUGGUUGCCAAUCAGCUUGAGUCUGUUCCAGAGGAGAUUGGGAAGUUGAAGUCCUUGCAGUCAGUGAUGCUGGACGACAACCAGUUGGAGUACGUCCCCAGUAGCUUGAAGCCCAUUUGGCUCAAAGGAGGGCUACAUGUGGAUGGAAAUCCAAUGAACCAGCAAUCCGAGCAAUCAGAGCUUUGCGCAUCAUGUGGCGCACCAUGUGGCUCUUCUCGGCCCCGGAAGGGCAUCUCUGAAUGCCAGGCCGAGGAUACUAUGAGGAAGCAUGCCACCCGCGAGUUUAAGGUCGAGCGUAUUCGAGCUCGGCAACGUGACUUUGAGGAACGUUGUUGGGCUGCCAACGAAGCCGCGCAGCAAUACGAUGAGAUGAAGGUGGCGCGGAAGGCCAUGAACCUCUUGAACUACGAGCGUCGGUGCCACAUGUCUUGUGCAUGA
Messenger RNA from Durusdinium trenchii, 597 nucleotides. Lineage: Eukaryota; Dinophyceae; Suessiales; Symbiodiniaceae. The record is from the annotation of a GenBank genome assembly.